UAUGGAAGAGGAAGAAACGGGAUUAAAUGACCUCUUCGGGCAAGAUAAUAAAGAUGAUGAUGGACUAAAACCUUUAGACGACAAUGAGAAUAAUGAAGGACAAUCCAAGGAUGAGAAAAAGGAAUCCAAAGCAAAAAGAGUUAUAAAUCCGCAACCGAAACUAGAUGGGCAAAGAUUAGGUACUUCUCGGGGAUUAUCUGCCCUUCCAGAUCUAGCAAAAUCAAUGAAUUUUAGGGGGAAGGGAAACGAAAUAAAUGAUAUUCGUUACUUAAUGAUGCAAAUGGAACAUUGGGCUCAUAGGCUAUUUCCUAAGCUUACUUUUGAAGAUUUUAUAAAUAGAAUGGAGAAAUUAGGAGGGAAAAGUGAGAUAAAGUCUUGUAUUCGUCGUAUAAGAUCAGGCAUUAUCUCACCUGAAGAGGGGGACAAUAACAAUAGCGAUGGUGAUUCAAAUCAUGGAGAUACUGGAGAUAGCUCUAAUCAAUUUGCAGAAUUUCCUAGAUAUGAUGAAACGGAUACAGUCAGAAGAGGGUUUGAUAACAUGGAGAGUGAUCAAGACGUUAAUGAUAAAAUUCAUGAUCCAUUUAAACCGACGAUAGAUGCAGAUCACAAUUCAUUAAAAUCUUCAGUGGAUACUAACAAUGAUCCAUUAAAAUUUUCAAUGGAUACUAGCAGUGAUCCAUUCCAAUCAUCGAUGGAUAUUGAAGCUAAUGAAAAUAAAGCAGAAACAAAGCCAAUGGUUCUCACGGAAGAACAAAAAAGAAAAAUUCAAGAAAAACGCGAAAAAGCCCUUAAAUUAAGAAAUGCUCUCGCUAAUAGUAUUGUUUAA
Molecule: messenger RNA, 826 nt
Organism: Dimorphilus gyrociliatus
Lineage: Eukaryota; Metazoa; Annelida; Polychaeta; Dinophilidae
Source: the annotation of a GenBank genome assembly